AUGGGGAUCUGUAGUUCAUAAGGUUCAAAUAAAAAAUUAAAAACCGCAAACACCAUAAACCAAGUAAUUUUUGAAUAUUUAUAUAACUAAAAGACCUAAAGUUUGGAUCCAGAUUAUUUCAAUAACUUCGAUCUUUAGAAUGAGCCUUUAAUUAUAAACAUAAAUAAAGAAUUUGAAAAUAUGUACCAGCAGAUUCUUAAUGUAUGCAAAUAAAUUUAUAGUAGAUGUCAUAAGAACUUGAUAAACUUUCCCAGUUUUUAUUAUCAUGA
Molecule: messenger RNA, 269 nt
Organism: Paramecium octaurelia
Lineage: Eukaryota; Ciliophora; Oligohymenophorea; Peniculida; Parameciidae
Source: the annotation of a GenBank genome assembly